GUCACGGGAUCACGGCAUGCCACGCCAGUGCGAGCUAGCAAGAUCUCACAAGCCAUCUCAAUCCAUUCCUAAAUCCUAAUCCUCCAUCUAUAUAAUGCCUACUCCAACAGUCCAAUCCAUCUAGAGUUGUGUUCGUUCUUACUGAUCUCUGUUAGUAGAGGUAACUACCUUCCAUCGAAUCAUCUCCACUCUCCUGGUUCCUGAUCUCGCAGCAUCAGCGCUCACCAGCUCUGCAGCUAGAGGCAGAGGCGGCCACCAUGGUUCCCGGCGGCGGGGCUCUCCAUCUCCGGCGCGCGGCCACCGGCGCGCGGCCAGACAAGUCUCGCCCCUGGACGACGCGGCUCGAGAGGGAGCUCGAGGGGCUCUGGGCCGACCCGCCGGAGUGGUGCGUCCCCGGCGCCGACGCGACGGGCCGCCUCCGCUGGCAGGUCGUCGUCGUCGGCCCCGAGGGAAGCCCCUACGACGGCGGAGUCUUCACCGUCCGCGUCGAGUUCCCCCGCGACUACCCCUUCAAGGCUCCCAAGGUCACGUUCGCGACCAAGGUGUACCACCCGAACGUCGAUCCGAGGACCGGGCUGGUUUGCCUCGACUUCCUGACCGACAAGAACUGGUGGACGCCUGUGUGGACGGUGGACAAGAUCCUGCUGGUCGUGGUCUCGCUUCUGCACGAGCCUGUCAUGGACGGCGGCGCCAUCAACCGGGAAGCGGCGUACCUCUACAAGAGGAAAAGGCUCGUGUACGAGGAGAUCGCUCGGGCGACGACCUGGCAGCACGCGUCGGCGUCGGCAGCGCCACGGGAUGAGCCAUCGUCUUCGUCAGAGAAGGAGCGCCGCCCGUCGUCGUCCCGGGGCGUUUCCCAGCUGUGGCACUGUCUCAUGAGGAGGGUGGCGUCUCUUCGGACUUCAGGAUAGGAGGCAGGGCAGCUGCAGGUUGCCGGCCUCUUGCCUGCUGAGUGCUGAUAGAAUUUCUGCGAUGCUAGAUGCUGGAGCUGGACACAUAGGUGAUGAGCGUUUCAUCUUCAGGCCAUUCUAUGCUUGCUACUAGCUUAUCAUUCGUAGCUCAUCAACUAGUGUCCGAUCAAUUAUGGAGAGAUUUGCGCGUUCUUCGGAUGGUUUAGAAAUUAGAAAAUGAUUGUAUGAAUGAUGACAGUAGACAUCGAUGAGCUUGUGGUCGCUUAAUCAGUCUCCCGUGGUGUUCCGAAUC
Molecule: messenger RNA, 1203 nt
Organism: Panicum virgatum (switchgrass)
Lineage: Eukaryota; Viridiplantae; Streptophyta; Magnoliopsida; Poales; Poaceae
Product: ubiquitin-conjugating enzyme E2 28-like
Exons: 2
Coding region: 258-911 (217 amino acids)
Source: RefSeq, a predicted model, not a curated record